UGUGAUGUCAGGCGGGUGGCGCAUAAAGUCAGCUGCUCCCGCAGCAGGAACCGGACCAGCUGCUUUAUUCCCGUCCUGGAGCCAUGCAAAGCCCUCCGAAGCCCCAGUUCGCCAGCUGGCUCAUCGAGCAGGUGCAGACGGGCCAGUACAGCGGCCUGCGCUAUGUGGCCCCCAACAAGUUCAGAGUCCCCUGGAAGCACAACUCCAGGAAGGACUGCAACGACGAGGACAAUAAAAUAUUCCGGGCCUGGGCAGUGGCGAGUGGAAAGAUAAACGAGUUCCCCAAUGACAAAGCCAGGUGGAAAACCAACUUCCGCUGUGCUCUGAACAACCUCAGUAAGCGCUUCGAGAUGAUAAAAGAUGAUUCCAAGAAUCAAGAUGACCCGCAUAAAAUCUACGAGAUCAUCAACAAAGAGAACGGAGGUGAAGGUCUUCCAACGCAGGACUCGCAGGAUUCCGACAUGACUCCAGAUAUAUACAGCUCUCCUAUAGAGCCCUUCCCCUCAGCCAUUGAGCCCAAUCUGAUUAACAAUUUUAUAGCCUUGGACCUUGGCACACAACCAACAGUGGAGCAGCAGUGGGCAGAGGACUACAUCCAGUGUGAUCAACCUUACAUUGGAAACUAUCGUGCUGCAGCGGAGAACCUCCCGCAGCCUGUACCUAAUGCUCAGUCAGUCUACAACGAGGCAGCAAACCCUGUCCCCAAUUUAUCUCAAGCACCGCACAUUUGUGACCUGGAGAUCUCCAUCAACUACAGGAAAAAAGAAAUGCUAAAGACCAAUUUAAACACCAAUCGUCUUCAGCUUCACUAUCAUCAGGAGGCCCCCGAGUUGAACGCCCAUCCUCUCUGCUUUCCCUCCACCGAGGGUCUCCUGGACCACAAACAGAUCGAUUACACCAACCGCAUCCUUAACAGCAUCCAGCGAGGUCUGGUCCUGGAGGUACAAGAAACCGGGAUCUACGCGUGGAGGCAGGACAGAUGCCACGUGUUUGCUACCACCAGUGACCCCAGUGUGGCUCAUCCAAACCCCCAAAAACUCCCCCAAAACACCAAGGUCGAGCUCCUAAACUUUGAGAAGUAUGUAAAUGAGCUUAAACAUUUCAAGGAGAAUAAUGGUGGCUCACCUGAAUACACCAUCAACCUGUGUUUCGGAGAACGCUUCCCCGAUGGGAAACCUUUGGAAAAGAAGCUCAUCACAGUGAAAGUGGUGCCUCUAAUCUGUCGGUAUUUUCAUCAUGUGGCUCAGGAGGAGGGGGCUUCGUCUCUUCACAGUGCUAAUGUCAGCCUACAGAUUUCACACGACAGCCUGUUUGAUUUCAUCAACUCCGUGUUUGCUCCGCCGACUGCUGAAGAGCAGUUACUUCCUGCUGCACCUUUCUUUGGCUAAAUUUGAAGUUUGGCCAGUCACUGCCUUAUGAUGAGAACUAUUCCAGCUUCUUAAAACAGGGGAGUAAAUCUCUCAUCUAAAGCUAAGCUAAGCUAAGAGGCGGCCAGUCAAGCGAACGUGUUGUAGAAGCUAAACCGAUUGUAGGAUUUCAGUUGACUACUAAAGAAUAUGGUGGUUGCUAUCUUUGCUUCUCACUUUAUGUUUACAUUUAAGACAAACACAUGACUUUUAAUCACUACAUAAACAGAAACAGGCCCCUUCUCAUUGUCUUUUAUAUCACUGCUUUUUUUUUUGUUUAUUUGCUUAAAUUUACCAAAAGAUGACAAAGCCAUACUGACCUGGUUUGACCUUAUUCACUUAUUUAUAGGACUUGGAAAAAAUGUAAAAAUGUGAGUGAAACUCAAUGUUAAAUGGUGUGUAUAUUUGUAGAUUGUAUUCAUAUAUAGUUUAUUGAUAUUUUUUUAUUGAUAUUAACUAUUGUUCUGUUUGAUGGUGUCAUACUACUGAUGGCUACGUUUAUGGUGAGGUUUUUUUAGAUCAUAAAAUGGCUAGGCCUUUUUCUAUUCUGCUUUUUCAGCCUAAAUAAACAUGACUUGCAUUAUUU
This is a messenger RNA of Cololabis saira (Pacific saury), 1992 nucleotides long. It is a transcript of the gene irf7, whose product is annotated as interferon regulatory factor 7. Gene Ontology annotation, molecular function: DNA-binding transcription factor activity, RNA polymerase II-specific; RNA polymerase II cis-regulatory region sequence-specific DNA binding; protein binding. Lineage: Eukaryota; Metazoa; Chordata; Actinopteri; Beloniformes; Belonidae. The transcript is spliced from 10 exons. The coding region runs from base 84 to 1388 and encodes 434 amino acids. Gene Ontology annotation, biological process: immune system process; regulation of transcription by RNA polymerase II. The record is from RefSeq and is a predicted model, not a curated record. Gene Ontology annotation, cellular component: nucleus.